AUGCAGCUAACAAAUUAUCUCCAGUUGACACUGGCGAUACUCAAGCCACACAUCGUUAAAUCCCCAUUCGCUCUUCAGAAGAUUCGCGAUUUAAUAAUUGACAAUAAUUUCAAAGUUGUCAGAUCGCGCAGGGCGACGAUGUCUCGCGAGGAGGCCGAACUGUUUUACAAAGAGCACAGGGACAAGUUCUUUUACAAUCGUCUGUUGACUUUCAUGUGCAGCGGUCCGUCUGACAUUUACAUUCUGGCGCGUCAUGAUGCUAUUACGAAGUGGCGUCAGCUGAUGGGCCCCACCAAAGUCUAUCAAGCACAAUAUAUCGCACAAAAUACUAUUAGAGGAAUGUUUGGCCUCUCGGAUACGAGAAAUGCCACGCACGGAUCUGAUUCGACUGAAUCCGCAAAAAGGGAAAUAAUGAUAUUUUUUAAAGACUUUAAUAUAAACAAGUGGUAUAAUAACGAGGAGAUAUUUUAUAACUUGGGAAGAUUACAUUUUGAUCCAACAUCCUUCGUGCAUACCAUUGACAAGACUUGA
Messenger RNA from Cyphomyrmex costatus, 531 nucleotides. RefSeq names its product nucleoside diphosphate kinase 6. Gene Ontology annotation, molecular function: nucleoside diphosphate kinase activity. Bases 1 to 531 code for a protein of 176 amino acids. Gene Ontology annotation, biological process: UTP biosynthetic process; CTP biosynthetic process; GTP biosynthetic process. The transcript is spliced from 3 exons. NCBI's taxonomy places the organism in Eukaryota, Metazoa, Arthropoda, Insecta, Hymenoptera, Formicidae. The record is from RefSeq and is a predicted model, not a curated record.